Messenger RNA from Lathyrus oleraceus (garden pea), 1416 nucleotides. RefSeq lists its product as uncharacterized. The transcript has 3 exons. Gene Ontology annotation, molecular function: zinc ion binding; nucleic acid binding. The coding region runs from base 1 to 1416 and encodes 471 amino acids. NCBI's taxonomy places the organism in Eukaryota, Viridiplantae, Streptophyta, Magnoliopsida, Fabales, Fabaceae. The record is from RefSeq and is a predicted model, not a curated record.
AUGAAUGCUGGUGAUCGGGAGCGUGAUGUUGAUGAGUUCCGUGCUUUGGGGAAGUUCCAUAGGAACAAUCCGCCAACUUUUGAAGAAGCUCAUGAACUUGACAAAGCGCAAGAGUGGUUGAAGGCGAUUGAGAAAAUCUUUCGAGUUAUGAACUGUUCAGAUGCGCAGAAGGUGCAAUUUGGCACUCAUAUGCUUGAGAAAGAAGCUGAGGAUUGGUCGUGCAACAUUGUUCAAAGAUUUGAUGAGGAUGAAGAUGUUCGUGGAAAGAAGGAAAUUGAAUUCCUUGAGUUGAAGCAAGGUAAUGGUGUCGUAGUUGAGUAUGCUGCAAAGUUUGAGGAGUUGAUCAAAUUUUGUCCCCAUUACAAUAUUGCUAAUGCUGAGAGAUCCAAGUGUCUUAAGUUUGUGAAUGGCUUGAGACCUGAUAUCAAGAAGGCAAUGGGUUACCAACAGAUUACGAGAUUUUCUAAGUUGGUUAACAAGAGUAGGAUCUAUGAUGAGGAUAGUUGUGAGAGUGUUUCUCAUUACAAGUCCUUGCAUGAUAAGAAAGGAAAAGGGAGAUUCCUAGGGAAGCCGUAUGAUGGUAAAAAGAAAGCUGGUGAUGGAAAGAAGACGAGUGGGGGAGGAUCUCACACUCCUGUCAAGUGCUUCAGAUGUGGUGUUAAGGGACAUCGUGCUCCCGAGUGUCCUAAGGGCGUUGUGACUUGUUUCAAGUGUGGCAAGCAAGGUCACAAAUCUUUUGAUUGCAGAGUUUGUUCGAAUGUGACUUGCUACAACUGUGGUGAGAAAGGGCACAUUAGUACCAAGUGCAACAAGCCGAAGAAGGAGCAAGCCAAAGGUAAAGUGUUUGCAUUGUCCGGUGUUGAUACAUCUGCCGAGGAGAGAUUGAUUCGAGGUAUGUGCUUUAUUAAUAAUAUGCCUUUGAUUGCUAUUAUUGAUAUCGGUGCGACGCAUUCUUUUAUUUCUUUGGAUUAUGCUAAGAGAUUGAAUCUUGAAUUAUGUGUUAUGCGUGGAAGCAUGGUUAUUGAUACUCCGACUAUGGGUUCAGUGACUACUUCAUCUGUUCGUUUGAAAUGUCCAUUGAAUAUUUGUGAUAAAGAUUUUGAAGUUGAUUUAGUGUGUCUUCCAUUCAGUCAACUUGAUGUUAUUUUGGGAAUGGACUGGUUGAGGGCCAACCAUGUCUAUAUCAUUUUUUUGCGAAAGCUGUUCUUUUUCUUGAGCCAGAGAAGGAAGCUUGGUGAAAAUGGAACAAUGGGUGAAUUUCCAGUUGUUCGUGAUUUUCCUGAAGUGUUUCCUGAUGAGGUUAGUGAUUUGCCGCUUGAACAUGAAGUUGAGUUCACGAUUGAUUUGAUUCCUUGUACUAGUCCAGUAUCGAUGGCUCCGUAUCGAAUGUCACCAUUUGAGUUGAAAGAGUUGUAG